Ichthyophthirius multifiliis is the source of this 1041-nucleotide messenger RNA. Its product is annotated as t-diRNAhydrouridine synthase, putative. Gene Ontology annotation, molecular function: tRNA dihydrouridine synthase activity; flavin adenine dinucleotide binding. Gene Ontology annotation, biological process: tRNA processing. The record is from RefSeq and is a predicted model, not a curated record. The transcript is spliced from 2 exons. Lineage: Eukaryota; Ciliophora; Oligohymenophorea; Hymenostomatida.
AUGGACUCAAAUACAAAAUCUAAAUUACAUGGUUAUUAAUUUUACAAAAGUAUCGGAGAACCGCAAUACAUAUGUGCCCCAAUGGUUGACCAAUCAGAAUUAGCCUUCCGAAUGUUAUGCCGUAAAUACGGUACAACCCUCGCAUACACCCCAAUGAUAUCAAGUAAAGUCGUUUAUGAUCAAGGAGAGAAAUCUCUUAAGAAUUUUUUCUCUACAUGUCCUGAAGAUCGACCUUUAAUAGCCCAAUUUUGCGGAAAUGAUCCGGAAGUUUUACUUGAAGCAUGCAAAUACAUUCAAAAAGACUGUGAUGCAGUUGAUAUAAACUUCGGUUGUCCCCAAGGGAUUGCCAAAAAAGGUCAUUACGGUUCCUUUUUAUUAUAAGAACCUGACUUAAUAGAAUCAAUGGUAAAAAAACUACACGAAGAACUAGAUAUACCAGUUACAUGUAAAAUAAGAAUAAUUCGAAGUAGAGAAAAGACACUCGAAUUAGCCAAAAGAAUAGAAAAUGCAGGUUGUUCAAUUUUAACAGUACAUGGAAGAACAAAAGAAUAAAACAAAGACUUAGUAGGAAUGUGUGAUUGGGAUAUUAUUAAGGAAAUAAAAGAUACAUUAACAAUUCCAGUAUUUGCAAACGGAGGAAUUUAUACUUUCUAAGACGUUUAAAGAUGCAUGGAAUACACUGGAGUUGAUGGAGUUAUGAGUGCGGAGGCUUUAUUGGAAAAUCCAGCCUUAUUUAGUGGGAAGAUUUAUGAUUUUGAUGAUUUGGCAGUAGAAUAUUUAGAUUUUGCGGAAAAAUAUGAUGCACCUUUUUAUUUUGUGAAAUCACAUUUAUUUAAAAUACUACAUAAAGGUUUAGCUUAAAAUAUUGAUUUAAGAAGUUAAUUAGGGAUUAUUAAAACGAAUGAGGAAUUUAAGGAAAUAUGUAAAAAAUUGAAAGAGAGAAGAAAAGAAGAAACUCCAGAAAAUAAAUUAGGAUGGUAUGUCAGAUUUUGGGAUAAGUUUCUAUAAAAUGAAAUAAAUAACGAAAACAUUUAAUAUUGA